Manduca sexta (tobacco hornworm) is the source of this 2898-nucleotide messenger RNA. RefSeq lists its product as uncharacterized. NCBI's taxonomy places the organism in Eukaryota, Metazoa, Arthropoda, Insecta, Lepidoptera, Sphingidae. The record is from RefSeq and is a predicted model, not a curated record. The transcript is spliced from 3 exons. Bases 646 to 2898 code for a protein of 750 amino acids. Gene Ontology annotation, molecular function: nucleic acid binding; zinc ion binding.
GGAACAAACAUACAUCCAUUCAUCCAUCCUCACAAACUUUCGCAUUUAUAAUAUUAGUAGGAUAAGAUGAGGUAAAGAUAAGUGACAAAAUGUCUUAUAUUCUAUGUUACAAUCUUAACAAGUAGGUCAACGGUCUAGUAAUGAAGUGAAUGGUACAACUGUUUCAGCUCCGUGUCGGACCUUAAACACAAUUACUGAGUCACAUAAUUGUCCAUUCAUUUCGGAUGAUUAGAAUAGGCCUUCGUUAUACAGGCCCAUUUUGAGAUUGCGUUACUAAACGAUACAUACUUAUCUACUUGGAAAUAACAAUUUACAAUCAGUUACUUGAGUCAUAGAUAAAUAAAAAAGUGUAAGUUUUCAACAAAAUUUAUGUAGGAUAAACGGAACGUAAUUUGUGCGUGAAACGGAAUGUGUAAUGUGUGAGGGGGAAGGAGGAUGUUUUUUGGUAAGGGGGUAGUUUUAGAAGUAUGGAGAAUUAAGACGCAAGGAAAAAGACGUGUAAUGUAAAAUAAUAUAAAACGAGUACAAAGUGAAGAAAAAUCUUUUAUUUACAAUAUCCCACACAUUUUGGGGGCUCGUCCGGGAUAUUGUUUAGCAAGAUAAGAAGAUUAAGGCGUAAAACUGCGAAAGACGAAGAGCAGAAAAAUGGCGGAACAAGACGUGCAAACCCAAUUAUUCGUGCCGGAUAUGAUAAGAUUCAGCGGCGAAGAUCCCGCGUAUACAUCGUCUAAGUGGGCGCAAGAUCUAGACGAUAAUGCCGAAAUCUUCGGGUGGACGCCGCAACAGCGUCUUGUAAUUGCCCGGAGAUCAUUAACGGGAACUGCUGAGCUAUGGCUGAAAACUGAAAGAGUGCACAAGACCUAUGAUGAGUUGAAGACGGCCAUCCUAAAGGAAUUUCCAGACGCAACCAAUAUAAAGGAGAUGCACGAGCUUAUGGCAGCUCGGAAAAAGCGAAAAGAAGAGUCCUUUUAUCAAUACAUGUUAAUUAUGAAGGAGAUGGGUAAGAGGGCGAAAUUCCCAGACUAUAUAGCCAUUCAGUACAUCAUUGAUGGAAUCGUGGAUUUGGAAGUUAAUAAGAGCAUAUUAUAUGGUGCGGCAACGUACCCGGCGUUUAAAGAGAAAUUGACGAUAUAUGAAAUGAUUAAGAAGAAAUCAGCCAAGCAUGUAGAACGACCUGCGGUGAAGCAAGCCGAGAUUACUUCGCGUUACCACUGCUAUAAUUGUGGCGGGAAAAAUCAUGUAGCAAGCGCAUGCGGAAAUGGUCUAAAAUGUUUUAAAUGCAACCAAUUCGGCCAUAUUUCAACCAAAUGCACGGCGACAGAGGCAAACAUUGGCGCUAGUGGCAACGUCACGUCGGCAAAACAGCAGCAUGUGGCAAGUGGAUCGACGUAUCAACAACGACCGUCGCUAAAGCAGCGCGGUGACGUUAGCCAAUCAAAACCCAGUAAACAUGUUGGCAUGGUCGAAGCGUUGACCAAUCAAAACGACGGAGUGAUCGGCCAUGAUUUAUAUGAAGAAAACGUCAGCGGAGCUGUCAUGCAAGUUGUAAACAAUAAACAAAGUCGGCAAAUACUAAGUAACAACGCGUUAAAGGCAGUCAAACUAGGAGAUUUCAUUGUGGAUGCGUUGGUGGAUACCGGCAGCGACGUAAAUCUGAUGUCUGAAGACUUAUGUGAAGAGUUAAAAGUGCAAUGCGUAGAUGAUGAGACUUUAUUGUCUGGACUCGGUCUCGCGAAAGUGAAAUCGUGCGGAAAAGUUUUCGUCAAUAUAAGUGUAGAUGGACAUUGUUAUUCAAAUAUUAUAUUUCAUGUAAUAUCUAAAGAAUCAAUGCCGUAUAGGUUAAUAAUUGGCCAAGAGUUUCUUAAAAACAUUGUUAUGGUAGUACGUGAAGGUGCUGUGCUAUUAUUGACACAAGAUGAUGAAUGGUUGGCGAGGGUGAACUGUUGUAUGAGUGUUUGUGAAGUUACAGGUCACAUUUCCAACGUCAAUAUAAAGACGGAGGUCACGCGUUUAAUAGAAGAAUACAGGCCCAACCAAAUCAAGGAAGCCCCUAUCCAGAUGAAAAUAGUAUUGAAGGAUGAUAUUCCGGUGGCUCAGCGACCCCGAAGGUUAUCAAUAGGGGAGCAAAAAAUAGUAGAGGAAUUGGUAGAAGAGUGGCUUCAUAAAGGAAUAAUUCGGGAAAUAUAUAAAAGAUUAUGCAAAAAUAGCCAGACCUCUGACGAAUUUAAUGAAAAAGGAGUUCCCUUUAUAUUUGAGGAUGAGCAAAGGUAUGCUUUCAAUAUAUUAAAACAAAUGCUCACCAGUGAACCAGUGUUAAAGAUUUAUAACCCUAACCUACCAACCGAGUUGCACACUGAUGCCUCAAGUUGUGCGUUGGCAGCUAUAUUGUUGCAAUUGCAUCCAGAAGGUGAACUUCAUCCGGUUCAUUACAUGAGUCGCAAGACCACUGAAGCUGAAAGCAGAUACUCUAGUUAUGAGUUAGAAGCACUUGCCAUUGUUGAAGCAUUGCUAACUGGAACAAAGAUGAGAUGUAAAGAAGACAUUCAAGUGAUGGAACUAUUACAACAAGAAAUUAUUGAGAGUUAUGAUGAAAGUAGAGAAAGCUUAAGGCAAGAAGCCAAGCAGCAGAUCCAAAAAAUGCAGGAUGAGAAUAAAAAAGCAUAUGAUAAGAAGAGAAAACCCAGUUCAUCUUAUGAGCUAGAUGACUUAGUGGCUAUUAAGAGAACGCAAUUCGGACCAGGGCAGAAAGUUAAGCCUAAGUUUUUGGGGCCAUACAGGGUUGUCAAAGUAAAAAGAAACGACAGGUAUGAUGUUGAAAAGCUGUAUGACACAACAGAAGGACCAAACAAGACUUCUAGUUCUGCUGACCUGAUGAAAAAAUGGCCAGGUAUUGUAUGA